AUGUAUUCACUAUAGAAAUUAGUACCAAAUAGUAAAUUACAAAUUAAGCCAGGGGCAUUCUCUUAACAUCAAAAAUUAAAUCAAAGUGUCGAUGGGGUUUUACCUGUAAAUUAAUAAUCUUUACAGCAACUUUAAACUUAAAUAUAGAUAUUGACAAAAAAAGAACCUAUUCGCUAAUAAAAUAAGAAAUAAGAGUUAUUAUAGAUUUUAGAGAAUGCCUAGGUAAACUCAAAAUAAACCAAAUCUAUGUCACCAAAACGAACACCAUAGAAAUAAAAAAGUAACAGAAAAUUGAAUUUCAAUUAAAUUACAGAUUAAGACAAUCUAUUUUUAAAUUCUAGUAAUGCUAUGGCUAAUAUGAUCAUUGAAAAUAUUCUAAAUAAAGAUGAAUAUUAUGAAAAAAUCAAAUUAGAAAAUUAAGAACUUAAAGAUUAAUCCUCUAAAUUUCAAGCUACAAUAGGGGAUCUUAAAAAGAAAAUUAUAACAUUAGAACGUUAAAACAAAGAAUUUAAUACUAAUCUAAGCAAUGAACGUUAAAACUAUUAAAAUGAACUAAUUAAAAUAAAUGAAAAAAUUCAAUCCAUGAAAACUAUGUAAUAAAACUUAUAAAUGGAAUAAAAGAAAAAUGAAUUGUUAACUAAAUAAUUGUAAGAUUAAAUCACUAUUAAUAAUGGUUUAAAAUCUUUUAUCUGUGAGAAUUGUUUGUUAAGUAUUGAAUUCUUGACAUUCUUCUAAAACUCAGUAUAAAACUUUUAACCACAAUUAAGCAAUGCAUACAAUAUUUUAGUAUCCUUAUCAAAGCAUUCAACAUCUUUUAUUUUAGAUUUCAUUUCCAAAACUCAGAAUUUGAAUUUACCUGCAUUGAGAAAUUGUAUUUUACCAGAAGAAUUUGAUGUGAAUGGAUUUUUCGAAACUUUAGAAUAACUAAAAAUGCGUGAAUCACCAGAAUUAUCCUUUCGUAAUAAAAACAAUAAUGCUGUUAGAUAAAGUAUUCAUGCUAAUAAUAAUAAUAACAAUAAUAAUAAUAGUAACAAUAAUAGUAAUAAUAAUAAUAAUAAUAAUAAUAAUAAUAUUAAUUUAUCAAUUCCAGAAAUUCCAAAAUAAAAUAAAAUAACAACUUUAUAAGAAUAAUUCAAUGCAUUUCUUGAAUCUAAUGAACCAUUUUCAGAUUCUCAAUUAGGUAGUCCUUAUUUCACAGAUUUAGAUACGCUUGAUAAAUAAAGACCAAUCAGUAAAGAAAAAUAAAGAAAUUAAAUGCCUUUGUAAAUGAAUGCUGCUAAAAGAAUCAAACCGGAAAUUAAUUAGGCUCCCCAUUAUUUUUAAUCAUUCAAAUAAAAUGACAAUGAACCAACAGUUUUUGAUUCCCUUAUGAAAGAAGCUCCCAUAAACAAAGACAGGUGUUCUUCAGUUCAUAGUCUAAGAUAUUUAGAUUAAUAAAUUUAAAAGGAAUAAGACAAAUCAACUAAAAGAAAUAAAGAAAAUUAAUAAAUUAAUUGUUAAUUUGUGAUUGCUAAAUACGACUAUAAAGCUUAGAAGGUAUUUUAAUAUAAUAUAAAUUCGAUAGGAUAUAGAUUUAAGUUUUAAGAAAGGAGAUUAAAUUAAAUUACUAAAAAAGACAACAAACGGCUGGUGGUAUGGAGAAGAUAAAAAUUAAGUUAAAGGUUACUUUCCACAUAAUUUUGUUCAAUUAGUAGGAUGA
Paramecium sonneborni is the source of this 1699-nucleotide messenger RNA. Lineage: Eukaryota; Ciliophora; Oligohymenophorea; Peniculida; Parameciidae. The record is from the annotation of a GenBank genome assembly.